Knipowitschia caucasica is the source of this 339-nucleotide messenger RNA. The record is from the annotation of a GenBank genome assembly. NCBI's taxonomy places the organism in Eukaryota, Metazoa, Chordata, Actinopteri, Gobiiformes, Gobiidae.
AUGUCAAACCUGAUGCCACACCUGAUGCCACACCCGAUGCCACACCCGAUGCCACACCCGAUGCCACACCCGAUGCCACACCCGAUGCCACACCCGAUGCCACACCCGAUGCCACACCCGAUGCCACACCCGAUGCCACACCCGAUGCCACACCCGAUGCCACACCUGAUGCCACACCUGAUGCCACACCUGAUGCCACACCUGAUGUCACACCUGAUGUCACACCUGAUGCCACACCUGAUGCCACACCUGAUGUCACACCUGAUGCCACACCUGAUGCCUGGAUCUGAAGCGCCACAGAGUAAGCUGAGAAUGUUUUACGUGGUGAGAGAAGUUUAA